GGUUGCGGUCGCGGUCGCGGUGCGCUCAGGCAGUCCUACUCUCUCAUCUCCCACAAAACCCUAAACACUAAGCCCCAUUUCGUUCCUUCCGACGAUGGCAGGUUAUGCUCGCCGACACGCUACUUCGGCAGCAUCCGCAUCCAUUCACAAGGUCCAAGCUGCGAGGGCAGCGUCCGCAUCGGAUGAUCGCCUCUACCGGAGGUUGUCCGCAUUGGGCCAUGCCAAAGGGACGGUGGCCACCACCAUAAAUGAAUACAUAAGGGAGGGGAAAGCCGUUCGAAAGUUCGAGCUCGAAAACUGUAUCAAGGAGCUCCGUAAAUACAGAAGACACCAACAAGCUCUCGAGAUAAUGGAGUGGAUGGAAGCUCGAAAGUUCAACUUCGGGCGCAAAGAUCAUGCAAAGCGCGUGGAUCUAAUUGGAAAAGUUAUGGGAGCAGAUGCUGCUGAAAGUUAUGUGAGUGGCCUGUCGCCUUCUUCGAAGGUACAUAGCACCUACGGAGCACUUCUGAAUUGCUACUGUGAGGAGAAGAUGGUGGAUAAGGCGCUCGAUCUCUUUGCCAAAAUGGUUGAGGACAAGAUGAUACUAUCUCCAUUGCCAUACACCAAUCUCAUGUCCAUGUAUAUCAAAUUAGGGCAACCGGAGAAGGUGGUUGCCUUAGCAGAGGAGAUGAAAAAGCAGAAUGUUAAGUUGAACAUUUAUACAUACAACUUACUCUUAAAUGCCUACGCGCAUUUGAAUGACAUCGAGGGGGUGGAAAGAGUCUUUGAGGAGAUGCAGCGAGACAAUGCCAAGGGGUGCAAUUGGACGGUAUACAGUAACUUGGCUGUUGUGUACAUGAAGGCUGGACAUAAGGAAAAGGCUGAGUUGGCUUUGAAAAAUCUUGAGAAGGUAAUGCCUAAGCAGGAUCGCGAGGCAUUCCAUUUCCUGAUAAGCUUGUAUGCCGGCCUUUCGGAUCUUGAUAACGUCCGUCGGAUAUGGGAGUUGUUGAAGUCGAGAUUCACGCUAGUGACAAACAGGAGCUAUUUUAUGAUGAUUCAGGCGCUGAACAACCUAAACGACACAGAUGGGGUGAAGAAAUGCUUUGAGGAAUGGGAGUCGGUUUGUCAGAGUUACGACAUCAGAUUGGCGAAAUCAGCCAUUCGUGCUUUCCUGGCACGGGACAUGGUUGAAGAAGCUGAGUCAAUUCUCGAAAGCGCAUCCAAGAGAUCAAAAGGGCCUUGCUUCAUAUUAUGGGAGCCGUUUGUGAAUUACUUUCUGGAACACAAUCAAAUAAAGCGAGCUCUGCAGAUGGUGGAAACUGCUGCGUCGAAAGUUGCUGGUGGGGAAGAGUGGCGGCCCAGACCGAGUACUGUGGAGAAAUUCGUGAAUUAUUUGAAGACACAGAAAGAUGAUGUCGGGAGCGCGGAGGAAUUCUACAAAUUAAUGAAGAGCGUCAAGUGUGUGGAUAGCAGUGUGUACGAGGCGGUACUUGAGAGUUAUGCGGGGGCUGGAAUGACGGCGCCUGGUAUGCGCGCACGCAUGGAGGCUGAUGGAAUUGAAAUCAGCGGCGAGCUUGAGCAUUUGCUCUCGAGUGUGUGCCCUACGGCUUCGGCUUCGGCUUCGUCUUCUUAAUGGUAUUUUUAUCGUUUACUAUAACUACUCUACUCUACUCUGCUGUAGUAUAGUAGUAGUAGUAAGUCAAUCGACUCUUUCGUUUGUUUUCACUUCCUUGUUUCUUGGAUCUUUUCCUAUAAAUUUGAUUAUAUUGGCACUCAACUUGAUCGAAUGUUUCAUUUUUGAAUCUUUA
Molecule: messenger RNA, 1787 nt
Organism: Andrographis paniculata
Lineage: Eukaryota; Viridiplantae; Streptophyta; Magnoliopsida; Lamiales; Acanthaceae
Product: pentatricopeptide repeat-containing protein At1g02370, mitochondrial-like
Exons: 2
Coding region: 95-1612 (505 amino acids)
Cellular component (GO): mitochondrion
Molecular function (GO): protein binding
Source: RefSeq, a predicted model, not a curated record